UCGAUAAAACAGCUGACACUUUUCCAAAUUCUUUUUUACAAUUAAUUAAUUGCCCACAUCGGCAGAUUUAUUAGAAAAUAGUCAUAUUAAAAAGAUAAAAGAUGAAUGAAGCGGAUAGUUUUGCGGAAAUAUUUAGAGGCGGCUUACCCCACUGCCUUCUUAUUGUUUUUUCUAUGUUGUUAAUAUGUUCACCGGUAAUGCCCAGCGAAUUCGAGGUUAUUUCCAUGUCCAAAUACGAUCUAAAUGGGCAACAUUAUGGAAGCCGGGUAGCUGCAAUAUCCCUGGAAGCGCGAUCUUUGUAUUCUUGGAAUACGUCUAGGCACUGUGUUCUUACGCGGUUAACCGACUUGUCUCUCCAUGAUUUUGACAAGUUAAAAAAUGCUGGAGGACUUAUUCUCAUGCUUCCGUCGAAUAUCUUGGGUCUAGAUCUAGAAGCCAAAGAACUUAUAACUAUUUUGGAGCAAUCUAUGCUGACACACACAGCUGCAGUCCCCAUUUACUUUGCCCCAUAUAAUAAGGACUUGGAAAAGAUCAUCGACGACAUUACCUAUACGACUACGGAUAAUGCGGGUCAAAAUCAGACUGCACUGGGACAAUUGAUCGUAACAGUCUCGGCCAACAGAUACCAUGUGAAUGUCGGUGGCGGAAGUAUUGUGGCCAACAAAAACAGCAAGGUUCCCAUCAUUCACGGCGAGCUGAUUCCAAAUCAAUUGGCCCUAAAACCCACAGAAUCAGUUGGCGAUGGACAAAAACUUCCUGUCAUCUUGAUUACCGCGAAUCUGAAAACCUUCGGAAUAUAUAAUGACUAUCCAGUGAAUGCUGAUGCUGCCGUUUUACUGGUGCUUAUGGAACUGUUUAGCAAAUUGCACUAUACAUCCAGCAUGGCACCCAAGUACCGUCUCCGAUUUUUGCUUUCGGACGCUGGCGUCCUACUAAACUUCCAAGGCUCAAAGAAGUGGCUCGAAGUGGAUGAUAAUGCGCUGCAGAAUGUUGAGUUUGUUCUCUGUUUGGACACCAUCACCGAAAGUUUAUCUUACACCGCAGACAAUGCUUUGUAUAUGCACGUCUCUAAGCCACCCAAAGAUAAGACUUCCAUCAGUAAUUUCUUCAAACUGUUGAAGUCAUCAGCUGAAAAGUAUUCGAGUGGCUUAACGGUCGAGGGUGUGCAUAAGAAGAUCAACCUAGCUGACACCAAACUUGCCUGGGAGCAUGAGCGCUUCAGCAUAAAACGCUAUCCCUCAUUCACCCUGUCGUCCGUUAAGAGUCCAAGGAGCCCCAUUCGGACAACAAUCUUCAAAAACGAUGAGAGUCGCAUCGUGGAACACACUCUCAACACAUCUCGAAUUAUUGCGGAAGCUCUGGCCAGUUAUAUGUACAAAGUGGAUCCAAUUUCCAGCAUUUUCGAUGGGCAAUUGGCCAUUAAAGAAGAAAACAUCGUGCCAUACUUUGGAGUUAAAUCCAUACUGCAUAAUAACGACGUCAAGGAUGCUUUCGAAAAAUACCUCAACAAUGUUAAAAUCAUAUACGAUAAGCCCGACGGCAGAGAUCCAGAAUUUAUGUUCUACAAUGAGAACGAUGUGAAACUGAAUGUUUACAGAGUUAAGCCGGCGAUCUUCGAUCUCUUCUUAACUUUUGUUAUUGGCGUAUACCUUUUGGCUGUAUUCCUCGCCAUCCAAUACUUUCCCCGGUUCUACGAUGAAGUAUCGAAGUUAACCAAAGAGGAUCCCGUGGGACAACUCAACGGACACUCUUCUGAAAGACUUAAAAUGAAAUCGCAUUAAGUAACAAAUUGGUGUUGAGUAAUUUAAUAUUUGCAAGUAGGAAAAUUGAUGUCCAAAUUAUUUUUCAAAACUUUACUAAAGCUAAUUGAACACUUGUUACUUUAAAGAUAAUAAAUUCUAUAAAAAUGUAGAAA
Messenger RNA from Drosophila takahashii, 1915 nucleotides. RefSeq names its product BOS complex subunit NCLN. NCBI's taxonomy places the organism in Eukaryota, Metazoa, Arthropoda, Insecta, Diptera, Drosophilidae. The record is from RefSeq and is a predicted model, not a curated record. Gene Ontology annotation, cellular component: endoplasmic reticulum membrane. Gene Ontology annotation, biological process: regulation of signal transduction.